This is a messenger RNA of Pseudonaja textilis, 1853 nucleotides long. NCBI's taxonomy places the organism in Eukaryota, Metazoa, Chordata, Lepidosauria, Squamata, Elapidae. The record is from RefSeq and is a predicted model, not a curated record.
CACAACACUAAGUUAUUAUUUUACUAGCAUUUGAAAUUAACAAGGUGUGCUGUGCCCCUGUAACAAUGAAAGUUGUUCAGAGUUUCGGAAGUUGGCUGGUCCUCUUUUUUAGUUGGGUUUCCUUAUGUGUAACCAUCCCAGUGACUGAACGGGAGAAGCUACUUCAGAUGGAGAAUGCCCGGCGUACAGGUGGCAACCUUAUCCUAGGAAAACAGGAAGAAAAUUUCAACCACAACCUCAUGCAACUGAAAAAAACAGAAAUAAUGAAAGCUAUGGAAACUGGGAUAUUUCCACCAGCUAUGCAUUUCUUCAAGGCUAAAGAUUUCAUUGAAAAAAGUGAUGUGUUCAACAUCUUAAAAAAGAUGCCCAAAGGUGGCCUUUUACAUGUUCAUGACUAUGCUAUCCUGAGUCCUGACUGGCUGAUAUACAAUGCGAGCUACCUGCCUAACUGUUAUAUCUGCUUCUGCCCAAAGUGGACUGUUCAAUUCAAAUUUUCAAAGCCUUCUCUUCCUACAAAAGUGCCUCUUUGCUCCAAGUGGAUUUUGCUAAAGACCUACCGCAAGAGACUGAAGGAUCCAUCUGAAUUUGAUAGGAGUUUACUGAGGAACUUAACAUUAGUAACGGAUACUCCAGUGAAGACCUACCCAACGCAAGCUUUCAUCUGGGAAAUAUUUGAAAAUAUCUUUAAGACUGCUUCUGGCAUUAUUAAUUAUGCACCCGUGUUUAAAUCCUAUUUGUAUGAAGGGCUGCAGGAGCUCUAUGAAGAUAAUGUGCAGUAUGUUGAGAUAAGAGUUAUCCUGCCACCGAUAUAUGAGCUGGAUGGAAGUCUUCAUGAUAAAUUUUGGUCUGUGGCAGCUGUUGAAGAAGUGACUAAGCAAUUUGUAAACAGUCAUCCUGAUUUUGUGGGUGUAAAACUUAUAUAUACAACCCUCCGAAAGCAAAGUCUUUCCCAGAUCAAAGAAGCCAUUCUUACCGCCAUAGAACUCAGGACUAAGUUCCCAGAUACUGUGGCAGGGUUUGAUUUGGUUGGGUGGGAAGAUGGUGGAUACUCUCUCUGGGAACUGAGAAAAGCUUUACGUUUGCCAGAAACUAAAGGAAUUAAGUUGCCAUAUUUCUUUCAUGCUGGUGAGACAGACUGGGAAGGCACUUCAGUAGACAACAAUUUGUUGGAUGCUGUGUUAUUGAACACCCUCCGGAUUGGUCACGGUUUUGCCCUCACCAAGCACUCAGAAGCUAGGAGGUUGGCACUGAAACAGAACAUUGCUGUAGAAGUCUGUCCUAUUUCUAAUCAGGUCCUGAAGCUAGUAUCGGAUCUGAGAAACCAUCCUGCUGCUUUUCUGUUGUCAGAGGGUCAUCAGAUAGUGGUUGCCUCUGAUGAUCCGGCCAUCUUUGGAGCAAAGGGAUUAUCCUAUGAUUUCUACGAGAUGUUUAUGGGCAUAGGAGGGAUGAGUGCUGAUCUGAGAACUCUGAAACAGCUGGUCCUAAACUCUUUAAGAUACAGUAGUAUGCAGCCUGAUGAGAAGAAAAAGGCCACGGCCAUUUGGCAAAAAAAAUGGGACUACUUCAUAGACAAUUCUGCAGCUUCGCUCAAGAUGCUGCUGAAUAAAAAGCCAGAGUAAAGGUUCUAUACAAAAUCUUGCUUCUUCCAGGUAACUUGAUCAGAUCAUUGCUCAUUUAACAAUCCAGCAAAAUAAUUGAAAUCAGAAUAUACUCCAUAAAGGUGGAAUUCAUUGAACUGGGAUUGAAUAGAAGUGUUCCUUUCCCCUCUAAUAGUAGAAUGUUCUCUCAUUUUUAGUUAUAUUGGUGAGUCAUUCUUUUUUGUAUUUAUCAGAUCAGUGUUAUUCGUGUGAUGU